AUGCUUUUACACACAUUCUUUGACGAUUCAAAAACUUCAGUUGAGGAGACACCAAGGAUGUUUGUUGCCAGACUAUUUGGUAGCCCAGUAUCGACGUCCGUCAUACCAUUUGAAAAGGAAAGUAAUAACAACAACCAGGAAAACACAAAAAUGCCGCUCGACCCAAUGGACUCGUUGUGGAUGUCAAAGGCUCCACAAGUAAGUGAUCUUGUCGUUCAACCAAAUGUCACCUUCAAAGCGGUGACUGGUGGUUCAGCUCACUCCACCAGUUCCAGCAUUCCCAUUGCUGGAGCUGAUGACUCUAUUCGCCCAGAUUUCGACACUGACUGUCUCUGGAAGCCACCAACUCGCUCGGGACGUGUCCAGAAAGAGAGAACCAUUUCAAUGGAUUCAACUGACUCAGAAAUUGGAGCUCUUGGAGGUCGCAAAUUCUCUACACAGGAAGGCUCGAGUCCGGCUCCAACAUCACCAAUCGAGGCCCAACCACGUGCUCGCCGCAUGUCCAUUUCGGAGAUGUUGUUCGGUUCGUCGCCAAAGAGCUUCUCGUGGGGAAUGGACUCGUCCAACAGCGGAGCCACCAACACUACUACUACUACCACUGCUGGAGGCGCUGACAUUGGCGAGAGAAAGAUGUCAAUCACUGAUGAUCCACGCUUCAAAGACUUCAUGAAGCAUCAGAGCAAGAUCAUUGGUGACGAUGGAAUUUCGGCUGCCGGCUUCAAGAGAAGCAACUACAUGAAGGAUUAA
This is a messenger RNA of Caenorhabditis remanei, 747 nucleotides long. RefSeq lists its product as uncharacterized. The record is from RefSeq and is a predicted model, not a curated record. The transcript has 6 exons. The coding region runs from base 1 to 747 and encodes 248 amino acids. NCBI's taxonomy places the organism in Eukaryota, Metazoa, Nematoda, Chromadorea, Rhabditida, Rhabditidae.